CAACCAAAGCACCGUUUUAGUACAGGAUUCGGAAAACCAGAUUUUCCUGAAUCAAUUACAUUAUCAACAACGCUUGCUGAUCUGGUGGGAAUUGAUUCGUGGUUCUUGUUUGACAUCCUGCAGGUAGACUCCGAGUUUGUGACUGAGAACAUUGUGAACUGGCCUAGUUGUGCUUCAUAUCAGGUUUCGAUGAUUAACAUUCAAGCAUUGAAUGUGGUGAAUGACAGUGCGGAGAGAGGGAUGAAUCAACAGCCAAGUGUGGAAAACAUUAUUAAAAUGUCUUUCAGGUUGUUGAGAAAGACCAGAAAUGCGGCCAAACAUUAGAAAACGCAAGAAAUGAGUAGAAUGACUGACUGACACUGUUUUCAUUGGCGUUUGACCGGCUUUUGUUCAAACUCAAGUUUAUACAAGUAUUCUUAAUUUGUUAGCGUCACUGUUUGCUGUGUAACUGCCUAUCAUAAUAAGUGUUUUAGCUCAAUAAAUGAGCUUUGUUUAAUUAAAAAGCUUAAUUACCUUAGUUUUAGAACAUGUUAAUUAAUUUUAAAUGUAACUAAUUUUCCGAUUAUAUCCAAAACUUUGUUUGCUUGGUGGACCACCUAGAUAACGUUCAAAUUUUCUGAAACUGCAUCAAAAAUGUUGUUUUGCAUGCUCAAAAAAUAAUUCAACUAACAAUCGAUUUAAAAGCAAAAGAUGAUUUAAUUCUACAAAAAGAUUUAAUUAUUCGAGAAAAUCAAAAUCAAAUGGAUAGUGUUCUUUCAGAAAAUGGACAGCUAAAUUCACUUAUUGCUGACUUGGAGCUGCUAACCAGGCAAUUAAGGAUGAGCACCAGGCUCUUCAAAUGCUUUGCAAUUCAACAGAAGAAAAGUAUAAAAAUCUACAGUUUGAAUACCAAGAGUUGGUACAAAGGUGUAUGCAUCUAAAAGCAUUAGAAGCAGAUCUUCUUAACAUGCAAAAUGAAGUUUUGCCUAGUAGGAGGCAACAAAAGCUUCAACAAGAAUUGAUCGAUGCAGCAAAUGAACCUAUUUUUCUACCACCUGUAUCAUUGAGCCCUGAAAUUGGUAAGAGAUCUUCAAGCUAUUCUAACCUAGGAAUGAUCUGCUUAACUUCUGUCCCAGAUCGACCCACACAAUCAACAGAAAAAAAUUUGGAAAAAGGAUAUCAAACUUUCUGGUUUUAUUCUACUUUGCAGGAGUGCCAUGAAGGAGAAGUCAUGACAGUGCGUUUUAGUCCUUCUGGAAAAUACUUUGUAACAGGUGGUUCAGAUCGAAAAGUUCAAAUCUGGGAAAUAGAUGGAAGAGGUGCAUUUAAGGAGUUAGCAAUUUUAACUGGUUGUCGACAAUCUGUAACUUGUACAAGAUUUGAUCUUUUGGAAAAAUUGAUCUUGGCUUCGUCAAAUGAUAAUGCUUGUUGGAUAUGGAGUAUAAAUGAUUUAAGAUUACGAGCACUAAAACAAUCUUUGCAGGAUCCAGUUGUAAUGAUCUUGUUACAUCAGACAUUGCAGGUACUACUAUCAUUAGUGGCCAUUUUGAUAAAAAAAUUCGCUUCUGGGAUAUAAGAUGUGAUCAAAACUCUAAUGAGAUUCAGCUUCAAGGCAAAGUUGCAUCUUUAGACUUGUCCCAAGCCCGGAUGCUCAAUAUGCUUUAUGUGGGUCACAUGACAACAAUAUUUAUGUAUGGAAUACACGCACAAACCAACUCGAUAAAGUUCUUAAGGAACAUAAGAGCGCUGUUAUUGCAACAGCAUGGCAUCCGCAUGGAUCUAGUAUUUUAUCAAGCGACAAAAAUAAGCACGUUAUUUUGUGGAAUGACUUUUGAAAAUGAUUUUCAAAUACGGUUUGGAGUGCUUUGAGAAUCCAAAAGCAACGUUGUCAGUUAAAUAGUUCCCGCUUUAGAUCUAAUAUGGCGCACUUUGGUUUAAUAUCAAUGUAGAUUCUUAUUGUUUUUGUGGUGUGCAUCUGCUGGUGUUAAUCGUUUUUGUUAAAACAGUUUUAUAUCUUAAAUACUAUUCCUGUUGGCUAUAUACCCUCAAGUUGUUGCUAUUAACAUCAAUGUGUAUUGUUUGAAUGGAUAUUUAGUAAAUAAAUAGAGUAUAAAUGGUAUUAAAAGUAACCGAGUUUAGCAAAAAAACUAGAAAUUGAAUUACGAUCAGAGAUCGUAAUUAAACUCUUUGUGUAUGAUCAAUAUGAUAAAAAAAAACUUUAAAACUUUUGAAAAGGGCUAGAUAAUUUUUGCUAUUAGUAAAUGUUUUAACUUUUUAUAUUUAGCAAAAAAGUUUUAUAUUAUGUUCGCUAAGCUCAUACAUAAAAUCAAAUUAAUUGGUUGUUAGAAACGUUUACGGUAUGCCAUCUUCAUUAUGUACGAGAGAUUUCACGUAGCUGGCAGAUUAUACGUACGAAUCGGAUUUCUGUAUUUCUUGAAGCCUCAAGAGAAUUUUAUUAAACUUAUUUUUAAUCUUUUUGACAAAUUUUAUGAAUAAUUACUGUUUAAUAUUUUGUAUAUUAGUAUACAGAACUUUUCGUUUUGAUAUUUAUAUAGAGUAUAAUUGUAUGAUAUGAAAUCUCUAAGAAUUAUAUCCAAUUUUGUAUUGAAA
Molecule: messenger RNA, 2589 nt
Organism: Hydra vulgaris (swiftwater hydra)
Lineage: Eukaryota; Metazoa; Cnidaria; Hydrozoa; Anthoathecata; Hydridae
Source: RefSeq, a predicted model, not a curated record